AUAAACAAGAAAAAGAAGAAGAAGAGAAAGGAACGCAACGCACCAUAGGAAGGCACCACAUAUAAGACGUAAUAAUUAGUUGGAAAUUUAGGUUUUAACUAAAUAACUGAGUAAAUAAAUAAAAGUAAAUAACUGACAUAUGUCAGACUGUCAAAUGUAGACGAGGAGCUGAGCAAAAUACUUUUCUGAUUCACUGUAAACACGUGAAUGUCACUCUGUAAACACGUGAACUGUGCUGCCCCUCACGAGCAACAAACCGCUGGAUUUGCAGAGCUGUCAAAGCAGCCUCUGUUCUCAGAAGAAACGUCUGCAGGGCAAGUGCUGUCACAGCUUGCAAGACAUACAGCCUUAACUCAGGAUGCACCCUGAUCUGUCGCCCCAUCUACAUACUGAUGAGUGCAAUCAACUUAUAACACUUCUCAAACAGUGCCACAAGGAGCAUAACGUCCUCAAGUUCUUUGGCACAUGUAAUGAUGUGGACCGUGCAAUGCGGGACUGUCUCAAGAAAGAGUAUCAGGCAAAGAGGGAGCGCAGCAAGGCCCACGCAGAAGAAAUGAGACAGCGUUUAAAGGAACAACCAAAAGAGCAUCCCUAGUAGCAAACAUCGCCCCCUUGAAGAGCAAAACUACUCCAGACAUGAACUAGUUUCUGGUGUUAAGGUGCUUGGACACUUUAAAUCUGGAAUGCUUUUCUGUGAGGAUUGAUUUGUUAUGACCCUUGCAGUAAAUAAGGUAGUAGAGCAAGUUGAAGAUGAAACUUAAGUUUUAUUUAAUAAUGUUUAAUUUCAGGCUGUGAGCUGUAUCCCAGAUGUGACCUUAUCUGGAGAGUGGGUCUGAAAUUAAACAAUGUUAAAAUUUUGAUUGUUUGAACUCCAAUUAAAAAAAGUAAAAAAUGAACAUUGUCAUUAGCACAUUUAUUGGCAGCUUGUCUACAUUAAGAUGUAUUCAUUUAUCAAUUACUAAAACACUAAAGAGCCUACAUGUCCAAUCAGAUGAAUUUAAGAUAUUGUCAAUUAGAGAAAACCAAUAUGCCAAAGAGGAUUCCAAUCAAAGUGCAUAAACAUCUCAAAAAGGGAUGUAAACUUAACUAUUGCAAAUGCAAAUAUGCUUGCCAAUGUGAUUUUUCAUUUUUCUAAAUUAGUGCAUAGUUGGUAAUGAGUUUUAAAGGAAUAGUUCACCCAAAAAUGAAAAUUUGCUCGUCCUUAGGCCUUCGAAGAUGUCAUCAAGUAAUUGAGUCACUGGCUCACAAAUGAAUCCUCUGCAGUGAAUGGGUCAAAAGGAGAGUGCAAACAGCUGAUAAAAACAAUAAUUCAAUAGUAAUCCACACAACUCCAGUCCAUCAGUUAAUGUCUUACAUAAAAAGCUGUAUGUUUGUAAGAAAGAAAUCCAUUAAUGCAUUUUAGCUUUAAAAUGUGUUAAUAAUACAUAUAAUAAUAUGACCUCAUGUGGAAAAAGUCAAUCCCAUCCUUUCACAUUAAAAUCCCAGUUUAGAACAGUUUUGGACUGUUUUCACUUAUAAACAGUGCUUUAUCUGUGCAUAUCCAUCUUGAUUCAUAUGAAACAACUUUUUCAAUGGAGAAAGCAAUAUUGGAUAUUUUUUGAUGGAUUUGUUUAUUGCAAACAUGCAGAUUUUCACUUCACAAGAUGUUAACCAAUGGACUGGUGUCAUGUUCGUUGCUUGUGGAUUAUUGUGAGUUUAUUUUUCUGCUGUUUAUCAGCUCUUUCUGACAGCACACAUUUAUUGUAGAGGAUACAUUCAAUAAAUGUUGAUUUUUGGAAAAUGUUGCAACAAAAUGCAUUUUUUGUUUUUGUGUUUUGGACAUUUAAGGUAAUAAAAAUAUAUAUAAAAAAUACCUUAAAGUAACUACAAAUGAGCAUGUAAAGAAAAUAUAUAUCUAAAAGAAAUUCCGUGUGGAUCAUGCCCCCAAUCCAUGCAAUGUGCUCACCUUUUUCCCCCACUUACCUGUUU
Molecule: messenger RNA, 1968 nt
Organism: Cyprinus carpio (common carp)
Lineage: Eukaryota; Metazoa; Chordata; Actinopteri; Cypriniformes; Cyprinidae
Gene: cmc2
Product: C-X9-C motif containing 2
Cellular component (GO): mitochondrion
Source: RefSeq, a predicted model, not a curated record